Messenger RNA from Guyanagaster necrorhizus, 498 nucleotides. RefSeq lists its product as uncharacterized. The transcript has 4 exons. NCBI's taxonomy places the organism in Eukaryota, Fungi, Basidiomycota, Agaricomycetes, Agaricales, Physalacriaceae. The record is from RefSeq and is a predicted model, not a curated record. The coding region runs from base 1 to 498 and encodes 165 amino acids.
AUGCUCUCAGAUCCAAGGUCCGUAACCGAAACGGGGGUGUUCACAAGUUCUGAGCUGCGUGUAUCUGUUCCGCAUCGUGCACCAAGCUACUGUAAAUUAAUCAAUACUCAAUCUGAGACCGGAAAGAUAGCAAUGGGAUGGCGAUGGUACCCAAAUGAGUGCCCGUUAACUGCGGAUCUAGGAAAGCAGAAGCGACUUCAUAUGGCUGUUAGGCCGGUACCCGCAAACUUGAACGCCUAUGCCGUACCUAAUCUACUCGAUAAUACCGGCUUCAGAUGCGGUCUGUCAGGGGACUCACGAAAUUUGCCUAGAAGGCGGCCUAGCGAGAUCAAGCGGGAUCAGGUAGUUGAGCGGAGUAUGAAGUGGUUCGCGGCAUCUCUCGGCAGAAGCUUAUUAUUAUCUGCCGGUGUGAACUCCGAUGCGGCUGGAAAUGCCCUUCCACCGGUACAGUACUGGGUGCCAAACACUUACUUGGCAAAAGCAAAUAAUAUCAUCUAA